GCUCAGGAGCCAUUUUGGUCCCACCUAAAUCAGAAGAGACCCGCUUCUCUUUGGGCCGCCGGAGAUGGAAGGAACCGAACCCACGGCGAACCUGUCAGUGUCCCGGAGCCACCGAGAAGAAUCCAAAUAGUCACAUCUGUUGCUGAACGGAUUUGUCUUUUAGGGAGGAGGAAAGAAAAAAAAAAUCGUGUUUUGACGACCAUCGAUGCCUUCACUGACUCAAAGACAAACGGACACUGAUUUCGUCUGUGUUUCGGGUGGAAAACAGGCCAUGGAUAGUUUCUCUGCGUCAUGUAAAAACUAAAAAUCUCAUUUUGUACUCUUUAGUGAGUUUUUGUUUCGCUGCCUAGUAUCCCCGGUGGUUGACUUUAUCACGUCCGGUCUUGUCUGAAGAUUGUCACAAUCCAUGCUGAGGUUUUAUCACGAAGAGCUACAAAUCAAAGCAGACAGUAACUAGAUUUUUCGACGGUCCUGCUUCAGACCAUAUUUUGCACAUUAAACACGACUAAAGAUGACAACCAAGACCCCUUUACCUACGGUCAACGAGAAGCUGACGGAAAGUCACACCUCAUCACACACCAUUGGACGCCAGGAGCUCAGCGCGCGCUCAAGCCGGACCGGGAUGCGAUCCCGCAGCUCUGAUGAGCCGCAGCCGCCCCAUGUCGGAAACUACCGGCUGCUCAAGACCAUCGGCAAGGGCAACUUUGCUAAAGUCAAACUUGCCCGCCACAUCCUCACCGGCAGAGAGGUUGCCAUCAAGAUCAUAGACAAGACGCAGCUGAACCCCAACAGCCUACAGAAGCUCUUCAGAGAAGUAAGGAUAAUGAAGAUCCUAAAUCAUCCUAAUAUAGUCAAGCUGUUUGAAGUGAUUGAGACUGAGAGGACGCUCUACCUGGUGAUGGAGUACGCCAGCGGAGGCGAGGUGUUCGACUACCUGGUUGCACAUGGAAGAAUGAAGGAAAAAGAGGCCAGAGCUAAAUUUAGACAGAUCGUAUCAGCGGUGCAGUACUGCCACCAGAAGCAUAUUGUUCACAGAGACCUCAAGGCGGAGAACCUGCUUCUUGAUGCUGACAUGAACAUAAAGAUAGCUGAUUUUGGCUUCAGCAAUGAGUUCACGCUGGCCAACAAGCUGGACACGUUCUGUGGCUCGCCACCGUACGCAGCACCGGAGCUUUUCCAGGGGAAGAAGUACAACGGGCCAGAGGUGGACGUCUGGAGUCUGGGGGUCAUUCUAUACACGCUGGUCAGUGGCUCGCUGCCCUUCGACGGACAGAACCUCAAGGAGCUGCGUGAGCGUGUUCUCAGAGGGAAGUACCGCAUCCCCUUCUAUAUGUCCACAGACUGCGAGAACCUUCUGAAACGGUUCCUGGUGCUCAACCCGGCCAAGCGUGGUACUCUCGAGGUGAGGGAGGACGCAGAAAAUCAAAUCAUGAAGGAUCGAUGGAUCAACUCAGGAUUUGAGGAGGAUGAGCUUAAACCAUACUCCGAACCAGAACUGGACAUCACGGACCAGAAGAGAAUAGAUGUGAUGGUGGGGAUGGGCUACAACCUGGAGAAGAUCCAGGACUCUCUGGCCAAGAUGAAGUAUGAUGAGAUCACAGCGACCUACCUGCUGCUGGGCAAGGAGGCUUCCGAGCUGGACCCCAAUGAUCCUGCCUCCAGCAGCAAACCCAGACCCAGCAGCGAGCUCAACGGCCAGUCACCCUCCCACCUCAAAGUCCAGAGGAGCGCCUCCUCCAACCAUAAACAGAGGCGUUACAGCGAGCAGGUCAGUCAGAACGUGCCUCCGGGGAUGACUCACCCAAAGAGGAGUCAGACCACCACCGCGGAGAGCAGCAUGAAGGAGGAAGGUGGAGUCCAGCUCCGGAAACCCAGCACUCCAGGGAGCCGAGGUGCUCCUCCCUCCAGCCCUCUGCUGGGCAACGCCAACAACCCCAACAAGGCUGACAUCCCUGACCGGAGGAAAGGAGCCGCCACUGGCCUGAGUAUUAACACAGCGUCGGCAGGUAUGACCAGGAGGAACACCUACGUCUGCAACGACAGAAACAACACCGAUCACCUGUCCGUCAUCCCCAACGGGAAGGAGAACAGCAUGAAUGGGAUGGAUUGUACCACUAGUCCCUCUGCUGCCUCGUCCAGUUCGGUGCAGCAGAGAUAUCAAACCGUCGACCCCUUGUAUGCUUGUCAGGCUGGCUGGGCCGCGCUGCCCCACUCCUACUACGCUCUGGAUCAAUGCUCGGCCAACAGCGUUGCCGUCUCACCCAGCAGCCAGAGGAACCCAGUGGCUUCCACCCACAGCAUCUCCAACACCACCACGCCCGAUCGCCUCCGCUUCCCCCGCGGCACCGCCAGCCGCAGCACCUUCCACGGCGACCAGCUGAGAGACCGCCGCACGGCCACUUACAAUGGUCCACCGGCCUCCCCCACCCUCUCCCACGAUGCCACCCCUCUCUCCCAAACCCGCAGUCGUGGAACCAGCAACCUCUUCUCCAAACUCACAUCCAAACUCACCCGCAGGGUUUACCGCUACACCGGUUACCGUGGCAACCCUAGUCAGGAAUGGUGUCGGAGUGGCUGUUGGAGUUGGAAUGUGGGGGAUAGGUGUUCAGCUGUGGCCAGCAGUUUGAGAAGUCACACAGGUUUUGCUGCUUCAGUGUUUUUAAGUCUUUCUGUCAGAUGUUGCUUUGGCAACAUUAGCUGCAGAGGCUUUUAUUGAAUUUUCAUUAAUAGUGAGUCAGUAUGUAUUGUGUUCUUCUUUAAAAACCUCUAAUUUACCCUGGCAUGCUGUCAGUCAGAUUCAAGAUCAGUUCAUCUGGACCCAACAUGCUGAUGUGUAGAUCCUGGUCCCCUUUGGGCCUUUUCCACCACCCAAACUGGCAUGGAAUGGGACGGAUCGGGUCGCUAAUUUUUCUGUUCCGAUUGUAAAACCGAUUCAGACAACUGACUCGGACCACUUCAGUCGUGGGACCUUUUGGGCUCGUAGGCCCAGAAAAUCCUGGAGCGGUACAGUUAGGGUGGAGCAACAACACAGUCCACAGAAACAUGUGACUACUUCAAAAAACGUAAACAAACGUGUUCCGUUGUUUGUAUUUUCGUUAGCUGUACAUAACCGUGAAAAACUUGCAGCAAGUUUUGGUCACCUUCAGAGUUCCAUACAUUUCUCACCUUCAUCAUGAGAGUCCACAGGAGGAGCUAGACGGAUCGGUAGUUUUUUUCUCAGCAGAUGGCAGCCGAAGGCUCAAAGCAGACGUCGGCUCAGUGUUGGGCCAAGGUGAAGAAAUUAAAGCCCAAUAUAGUUAAUAGUUAAGGACAGAAACAGCCGGAGUGGAUAUUUUUUCGGAUGGGAGAAAUACACGGAGUUGCUACGACGCGCUGGAUGCUAUUUAUUAUCGAGGCAGAGGGGCAGACUUCUGGACUUGGCGACUGCACUCUGGAGUCACAUGUGGAGGCUGUGGUAAGCAUUUUGUUUUUGUCUUUAGCUCUGUAGACCAGUUAUUGCUGCACAGACAUACUGAAUAGUUUCACAACUUUUAAAAUCUAGCAUGAUUGUUCGUCUAACCCCGCCUGUCGACGUGAUGGCCCAAACUCCGAUCAAAGCGCUUGUCUGAAGACUCUAGACCUAUCCUAAAACAUACCGGUCCUAAAAUAACCAGACUGGACCGUUCCAGACCUGGCGAUGGAAAAGAGCUGUAGUUCUGACUUCAGCCUUCUGGCCUGGUACUGCAUCAUGCUGAGGAAGACAUUAGUCAUCACCAAACUGGUGUUGGGUGGUUGGAGGAAUUCCUCUGGGAGGAUUUUUUGGUACUAUUCAUUGCCCAUGGCUGUUUAGAGGCUAAACUGUGAGUGAAUCCCCUCCCCUGACUACGAAACACACACACACACACACUGUCACAAGAUGCUUUACUGUCAGGAGUUAUGUGAAUCGUCGUCAUUAAGACUAAAGCAGCAAACUUUGUGUGAAAUAAAAUGUGUAUUCCUCUAAUUUUGUGUCGCAGUUGUUCAGCAGCAUCAGUCGUUCUCCACUCUCGACCUUCUGGAGAACACUGUUGUCACCAAACCUCACAGAUCAGAUUCUAACUCAGGACAACAAAAUGUUCUAAUAUCAGAAAUCCAGAUUUCAUCCUUUUGGACCUUUCCAGACUUUCGUCCUAAUGGCCUAAACGGAUGUUUCCCAAGGCUCGUCGUGUUUUGAGUUUAAGUGUUCAGAUUUUAACAUAAUUAACCCCGUUUAAAUUAAAGAUUAACAACAUGACUAGUUGGAAAUAAUGAUGAUGAUGAUGUAUCCUGCCAAUUGAUGAAGUGGAAAAUUAAGCAAUGCAGUAUUGAAAACAGUUUAUGAGUGGUUAAUAUUUAAUGAGGUUUUUAUUUGUUCGGACAUGUAAGGUUGUGUUGUGAGUUUACCUUGACAUGUUUCGACCGGUGACUGCUGUCUUCGUCAGAAGUGUCACAUGUUCAUCAAGUGUCAUGUUCUUGAUGACAGCUGAAACAACGUUCAAAGAACGGUUCGGAGGGCUAUGCCUGAGCGUGAACGCGCAUGAAGCAGCCUGCUCGACCCGAGCAUCUCUCUUUUUCUGUGAUUUUACAGAAAAAUAGGCAAUCACAGUAAAAAUGCCAGGGCUCAUUCUACAGGACCAGGGCAUUGCAGGAGGAUGUAUGAAGAAGACAUUUAUUAUUUCUAUACAUGUUUUGGCUGUCACACUUCCAUAAUGUCCCUUUAAAUAUUUAGGAAGAGGACAUAAUGACCGUUGUGAAGUGAGUGGUUAAUAGUUGAUUAGUUCAUUGUGGUAGUUCUUAAUUUUAUUUGUAAAGGUCUUACUCAGUCCUGAAAAGUUAUCAAAUUUUAUUUUGAGAUCCCUGCAUUUACCCGGUUUUUCUACAUAACCUUUAUCUGCUCUUGACUCAAAGAAAAGCCCAGGUCUAAAUAGUCCAGAGUUGAUGCCAAAGCCGUUUCAAACAAGCCGCCGCCAUCUUUGUCAUAUCUCUCAGUCAAAGUAACAUCCCGCCCACCAAAGUGAUACAGCACUGUGAUUGGCCCACAAGACAGAGCGCUGUGAUUCGUUCACCAGACUGAUAUGGGCCAUUCCCAUCUGUACCAGGUCGGCCCGGGCUGGGUAGCCCCAGUCGGCCCCAGCCUGGCCCGGUUGAUUCCACACAUUCUUGCCUUAAGCCCAUGUGGGCUGAUUCUACCCACCAAUCAGAGGCUUGCUCUAAUGGAAGGUGUGAAUUUGCUGUCAGCAGUGGGUGUGUUGGCCCUGGUCGGCCUGAAGCAGACCCCCUCGAGAAGAGGGCUGAGAAUGAGCCUUGGUUGGCCCGGAAAGAUACCAGGCCACCCAGAUAUGUAAACAACCUACGCUACCCGG
Nothobranchius furzeri (turquoise killifish) is the source of this 5360-nucleotide messenger RNA. NCBI's taxonomy places the organism in Eukaryota, Metazoa, Chordata, Actinopteri, Cyprinodontiformes, Nothobranchiidae. The record is from RefSeq and is a predicted model, not a curated record.